AUGCUGGAGAGGGUCCAUGCUUACAUACAGCACCAGGAGUUCUGCGGUCCUCAGGCUCCCUUCCCUCCUCAGGCCAAUGGCUCCCAGCAGGCUCCAUGGCAGCAGGGGGGGGGGAGCCCCUUCGUAACGCUGCCCAACACCACGCUCCUCGGCUGGGCAGCCAACGCCAGCGCUGCCCCCUGCUGGCCCCCGCUGAGCGCGCUCCGGCUGCUGGUGUCGGAGGAGGGCCAGUCGUGCGUGGAGGCGUGUCGAGUGGCCGACCUGGUGUGUGAGGCGGCCUUCUUCCGCUUCGUCAAUAACAAGGAGGCACUCGUCAGGCUGGAGGUGCAGUGCGAGGCGGUGGAGUCGGAGGUGAACCACGUCUUCCCGGCGUUCUCGGUGCCGCGGCGCGAGUGCGGCCUCCAGAAGGAUCCGCUCCUCUUCAGCUGCGCGGGUCGCAGCCCCAAGUACCGACUUGUCUGCCCCUGCAGAGACUACCGUGCAGAGACUGCUUAUGACCUCCCUAAAGCCAGGGGGCGCUGUGGAGAGACGGCUUAUGAUGAAGAGAGAGGAGAGGAGAGUGGAAACCUCCCUACAGCCAGGGGGCACUGUGGAGAGACUGCUUAUGAAGAGAGAAGAGUGGAAGCCUCCCUACAGCCAGGUGGCGCUGUGGAGAGUGGAGACUGCCAGGGACAGGUGGCGCUGUGCAGAGACUGCUUAUGA
This is a messenger RNA of Engraulis encrasicolus (European anchovy), 702 nucleotides long. RefSeq names its product alpha-1,6-mannosylglycoprotein 6-beta-N-acetylglucosaminyltransferase B-like. NCBI's taxonomy places the organism in Eukaryota, Metazoa, Chordata, Actinopteri, Clupeiformes, Engraulidae. The transcript is spliced from 3 exons. Gene Ontology annotation, molecular function: alpha-1,6-mannosylglycoprotein 6-beta-N-acetylglucosaminyltransferase activity. The coding region runs from base 1 to 702 and encodes 233 amino acids. Gene Ontology annotation, biological process: protein N-linked glycosylation. The record is from RefSeq and is a predicted model, not a curated record. Gene Ontology annotation, cellular component: Golgi apparatus.